AUGUAUCAACGAUGUGAUGUGAUUCGCGUGUGCAUUUCGAAGAAAAAUAGCUUUAAAUGGAUUUGUGAAUUGGCCUCAGCGGAAUCCGAAGAAGGAGUGUUUUGGUGUAAAGAUCGCUGGGUUGGGCAAAAAAGUCCUCAGUUCACCAUCCUGCGUCUUGCGUCCUGCGAUCCCGAAGAAGGGAUCUUCCGCCUGUUCUACGAUGACAGACAUCAUCACAGCGAGAGAGCAUACUUUACGAAAAACCGCACUGACAGACUAAACCAACAUUAA
Messenger RNA from Protopolystoma xenopodis, 273 nucleotides. Lineage: Eukaryota; Metazoa; Platyhelminthes; Monogenea; Polystomatidea; Polystomatidae. The record is from the annotation of a GenBank genome assembly.